CCGCUCAGCUGUUACUGUGGGUCGCCUUCAGUUUCCACAUGGAUCCAUUCACGGAUCUGCGGGCUUGAGCGUUUGGGAAGUCGCCGUGGGAGACUCGCCACUCCACGCGUCGCUCGGAUCCGUCACCUCGUCUGUCAGUUUUGAACAACUUGUUGCGCAGCUGCUAUUCCCAACCUCCUCUGUGGUCCAUUGCUGCUGCUGCUGCACACAGCGGCUGAUCUUACUCAACCCCAAACGGCCGCUGUUUUUCUCUCUCUCCUGUGCUGCAGGUGAAGACGGAUGAAGAAGUGAUUUGAUCUCAGCUCAGGCGACACAGAGAUGAAGCUCGGUAUCGCGGCCUCUUUGAGCGCCUUCACCAUCUGGCGUGGGUUCUUGUGAAGUCUGGGAAGUCCUAGGGUGUGUUUUUUUUUAAGCGUCCCAGCUUUUAAUAUGAUCAGUGAGACGGGGGAUGCGAGUCAUGAGCUGGACCCGUUGUCGCGGACUGGACUGGAGCCACAGCCUCUUCUGUCUGACUUUACUCCUGUGGACCAGAAGCAUGAGUGGACUGGCUGACUUCUCAGACUACCUGUCCAGGAUCAUUACCAGCCACUCUGCCCACGCGUGUGAUGGGCAACCUCUGCGGCUCCACUGUCCACGCCACUCCACCAUCUCCAUCCAGUCUGCCUUCUACGGGAGCAGCGAGAUGCAGCUUUGCGGAGUAGAUCCACACCCUCCACUCAGGGCACACAAUCACAGCUGCUCAGCUUUCACAGCCCUACAGGUGCAUUUUAUAUGUGGGAAGCUUUUGUCGGAGUGUCAGAGCCACAGAGACUGCCAGAUGCCUGUCAAUCACCUGCUAUUUGGGAAGGACCCCUGCCCCGGCACUACCAAAUACCUCCAUGUGGACUACAAGUGUAAACCUACUGAACACAAAAGACAUGUGGUGUGUGAAGGAGAGACCAUGGUCCUGCGCUGUAAGCCCCCCAGGGUGCUGAACAUCUAUGCAGCUGUCUACGGGCGAAGGCUGGGUCACACCGACACCUGCCCCUCACACCUGACAAGACCACCCCCGUUUGAGUGUCUGAACCAUGAGGCCGUACACUUGGUCUCCAAGUCCUGCUACAGCAAACAGAAGUGUGCUGUUCCCGUCAGCAAUCAGACCUUUAGGGACCCAUGCUUUCCAGGAACCAGGAAGUACCUCAGUGUGAUCUAUUCUUGUGUACCGCAGAGUUUACUAAGGGUGGCAGACCCCAACAUAGUAAGCCUCACCUCAUCUCCUAGCGCGGGCACAGAAAAAGAUCUGGAGGAGCCCUUUCCUAAAGGCUCAAGAAGGCCCGACAACUCAGGAGCGAUGAUGAGCAACUCUCUCCUGACAUAUGCUUACAUCAAAGAGCAUCCUGAAAUGGCAGCUCUGCUGUUUACCUCCAGCGUGUGUGUUGGUCUCCUGCUCACCCUGCUGGCUGUAUCUGUUCGAGUGACCUGCAGGGCACGCUGGUUCAGAGAUCACAGACUUGCACCCAAGCCGGGAAGCCCUACUGUUAAAUAUCAGGAAGAUGACGAGGAUGAGGAUGAUGAUGACACAGAUGAAGAAGAAGAUGACCAUGAAGGAACGGGAAGAUCUUUGCUCUCAGCCACAGAAAGGAAGGCGAUAUACGGUUGGGAGGAAGUGACUUAUGUGAGCGAAGCGGCCGAGCGGGCGGAGAGGAUCGAGCGCAGAGAGAUGAUCAUGCAGGAGAUCUGGAUGAACGCCUAUCUGAAUGGCAGCUCGUGUUAAAUAACUCAUGACCUGUGGAUGCUACUCAGCAUCUGGUGUUUUUUUCCAGCAGGUAUACCGAUCACCACCGCAAGAAGCUCCUUUUUUAACAUUGCAGUUUGUUGUGUUUUGCCAUUUUUGUGUACAAUAUGCGAAGAAAAAGUUUUCAAAAGUUUCCAUGAUCAACAAAGUUUUAUGCUGCAAAAAAGA
Molecule: messenger RNA, 1942 nt
Organism: Pelmatolapia mariae (spotted tilapia)
Lineage: Eukaryota; Metazoa; Chordata; Actinopteri; Cichliformes; Cichlidae
Gene: eva1c
Product: eva-1 homolog C (C. elegans)
Exons: 8
Coding region: 449-1753 (434 amino acids)
Cellular component (GO): extracellular region
Molecular function (GO): heparin binding; carbohydrate binding
Source: RefSeq, a predicted model, not a curated record